This is a messenger RNA of Ochotona princeps (American pika), 1625 nucleotides long. RefSeq names its product RAB25, member RAS oncogene family (gene RAB25). The transcript has 5 exons. The coding region runs from base 253 to 894 and encodes 213 amino acids. Lineage: Eukaryota; Metazoa; Chordata; Mammalia; Lagomorpha; Ochotonidae. Gene Ontology annotation, molecular function: GTPase activity; GTP binding. Gene Ontology annotation, biological process: exocytosis. Gene Ontology annotation, cellular component: recycling endosome. The record is from RefSeq and is a predicted model, not a curated record.
CAGGUCUCCAGCCUCCCCGCUCUUCCUGUUCUCAGCUUCCGUCCUCUCCGCUUCCUCGCUGCACCUGCGGCUGCCAGAGCUGGGAGCCUCCCCUGGGCCCACAAUCUCUCUGGCUGCAGGAGUCUCCCCCAAUGAGAGAAGGGGUGGGCCCAGGUUUCCAAGAGAGCCAAAGGCUGAGAAUACCUGAGAGCCACCACACAAUCUUGUCACUUGUGACCCUGAAGACACCUGCACCCUCCAUGCUGGGCCAAGAUGGGGAAUGGAACCGAGGACGAUUAUAACUUUGUCUUCAAAGUGGUGCUCAUUGGCGAGUCGGGCGUGGGGAAGACCAAUCUGCUGUCCCGAUUCACACGCAACGAGUUCAGCCAUGACAGCCGCACCACCAUCGGGGUGGAGUUUUCCACCCGCACCGUGAUGCUGGGCACCUCUACCAUCAAAGCUCAGAUCUGGGACACGGCUGGCCUGGAGCGGUACCGAGCUAUCACCUCAGCGUACUACCGGGGCGCGGUGGGGGCCCUCCUGGUGUUUGAUCUAACCAAGCACCAGACCUACGCCGUGGUGGAACGCUGGCUGAAGGAGCUAUACGACCACGCCGAGGCCACCAUCGUCGUCAUGCUUGUGGGGAACAAGAGCGACCUCAGCCAGGCCCGUGAAGUGCCCACGGAGGAGGCCCGCAUGUUUGCCGAAAACAAUGGGCUACUCUUCCUGGAGACCUCAGCUCUGGACUCCACCAACGUUGAACUGGCCUUUGAGACUGUCCUCAAGGAGAUCUUUGCAAAGGUGUCCAAACAGAACCAGCAGAGCCCCCGGAGCAAUGCCAUCACCCUGGGCAGUGCCCAGACUGGGCAGGAGCCUGGCCCUGAGCAGAAGAAGGCAUGCUGCAUCAACCUCUGACCUUGGCCUCUGACCCCCUGCCCCUUGUGGGGCUCUCUGCUGCUUGCCACCCCAGCUCAGCUCCGGGACAUUUCCCUGCCCUUGGAUUCUGGAAGUCAGGAUGUCUAGUACCCUAUCCACAGAACCCAGAACCCUCAGAUCCUCACACCCCUCCCUCAGGGGCCCUUAGGAUCUUACUCCCCACAGACCAGAGCCCUCGAAUAAAGCUGUUUUGUAUUGAUGCCUGCCUGUCCCUCAGGGCUUCCCCUUAUGCUUCAGCUCCCCCCUCCCUGAAUCCCUGACCCCCUUCCUGUCACUACCCAUCCUCACCACUCCCCGCCCCCCGCAGAGCCAGCUGCCUCUGGAGUUCUGUGGUCUGGGGACAGUGCCAAGGGGGCAGGAGGUGCUCGCCCUUCCCUCUGCCAACCCCCUCAGGGCAGGUGGGGGAGGGAGGGUGGUGUAGAGGGGAGGGGUAUCUGGAAGGCAAGACAAAGAAAGCCAUCGGCAGGCGCCAUCUGGUGCCCAGGGCCCUGGUGCCAAGAACUGAGGUCACUCCAAUGCCAGGGGCAAGAGGAGGAGGCUGGGGUGAUGGGGGUGGGGCACAGGGAAAGAGGAGGAGCCAGUGUGAGGAAGGGGUUUUCACAAUUCCCUCUCCUCCAGCCAGUUUGAAUCUGGCAGCUAAAUGGGGGAGGGUAUCUGGCUGUCUGGUCCUCCCCCGUGGAGCUCCGAGGUGGUUGUCUGGGUUAGGUCGU